This is a messenger RNA of Osmia lignaria (orchard mason bee), 1175 nucleotides long. RefSeq names its product transmembrane protein 70 homolog, mitochondrial. Lineage: Eukaryota; Metazoa; Arthropoda; Insecta; Hymenoptera; Megachilidae. The record is from RefSeq and is a predicted model, not a curated record. Gene Ontology annotation, cellular component: mitochondrial membrane. Gene Ontology annotation, biological process: mitochondrial proton-transporting ATP synthase complex assembly.
AUUCUAUACUUUACGCACUUGAAUUUUAUGUGUUACACAUGUAAAUAUAUAUGACAAUUGAAGUGCUCGUGUAUUAGUAACGCAUUCACGAGGAUCCGUAAUUGAUAUGGAAUAAAAUACAAUUAGUUUCUAAUAAUGGCUUUGAUAUUACGAAACUGCAUUUUGAGCCAAAAGAAACGGUUUGUACAUGAAUUUUUAUUAUUCCAUCAUAGUGUUAGCAGUCAUACGUUCAACAGUAACAACGUUAAGAAAUUUGGAUCGCUUUUGUGUGCGAAACAUUUUUCUACAAAAAAUGAUGGGAAUUCGGAUAGAGAGCUUAUUUACGAAGGAUAUUUAACAAAACGAAUUCGUAGACUUAAACUCUUUUCUUUCUUCACAUCAGCUGGAUCAAUAAUUUCACUACCCGCAAUUUAUAUGAAAGCUGUGCACGAUGAUAAUUUAGCAAAUGUGGGUAUAAUGUUUGCACUUUUAAAUCUUGUUCUAACAUUGACUCCAUUAUUUAUACAUCUCACAACAAAAAGAUAUGUGACCGAAAUGUACUAUUAUCCAAAAGAGGAUAUGUAUGCUGCAAACGUAUAUGGCCUGUUUCUUAACAAAAGACAGCUAAAGUUUACAAAGGAUGAUGUAGAUGUACCUGAAUCAGGUGGAAUGCUCACAUCUUGCAAGAUACACGGAAAGCCAUUGCUUUUCGGUGAAGAAGAUUUCAAAGAUAAUAGACAUUAUUUUAUUAUUAUGGGGUAUAACGAGCCAAUAGAUUUUGAGAUGGGUACAAAUGCAGCUAGUACAGGGAAAAUCGAUUUAGAUUUGAUACGAGAAAAAUUAAAAAAUUAUGAAAAAGAUCACAAGCAGAUAGAGAGUAAAGAACUCGAACGAAACGAACGUGGAAUUUAAAGUAGUUUAAAGUAAUUUCAUUUAUUACAGUUUCUUAAUCUAAAACUUUUAUACAUUACUUAAAAGUACUAUAUACGUUGCUAGAUACAAAAUAUGUACAGUACAUUAUUAUGUAGAGGUUCUAUACUGAAAAAUAGAGUACCAAAUUACUAAAACACAAUGCAGAUAAACUUCGUCAUUGUCUUUUUUAAUUAAACCCAAUUAGCAAGAGAACUACACAUCUCCAGUCGAUAUUUAUAAGUUUGAAUGUACAGUUCGUAAAUAAAAUAUGUUACAAGCACAAA